AUGGCCGGAGGCGGAGGGCGGGUGAUAAGGGUACUAAAUGUGGCUGAAAAGCCGUCGGUGGCCAAGGCAGUGUCGGGGAUACUAUCGAAGAACCAACCAGGUGGCAUUAGAGUAAGAGACGGACGUUCCAGGUACAACAAAAUCUUUGAGUUCAACUACACCAUUCGGAACCAGCCUUGCCAGAUGCUGUUCACAUCUGUCACGGGACAUCUCAUGGAGAUUGAGUUUCACGAGCGUUACCGGAAAUGGCACUCGUGUGACCCGCUCGACCUCUAUAAUGCGCCUGUUCGGAAGUUUGUCCCUGAGGAUAAGUUGGAUAUCAAAAGGACACUGGAGGCAGAAGCCAGAAGUUGUCAGUGGAUUAUAUUGUGGCUCGAUUGUGAUAGAGAAGGAGAAAAUAUUGCAUUUGAAGUGUUGGAUGUAUGUAGACAAGCGAAUCAUAACCUUACUGUGUGGAGAGCUCGGUUCUCUGCCUUAAUUGACAGGGAAAUUCACCAAUCAGUGCAGACCCUUGUUCAGCCAAAUCAGUUAUUUUCUGAUGCUGUAGAUGUUCGGCAAGAGAUUGAUCUUCGUAUUGGUGCUUCUUUCACAAGAUUUCAGACAAUGCUUCUGAGAGGUGCAUUUGUCCUUGAUUUUGCUACAGAUGAUAGAAAUCUUGUCUUGAGCUAUGGUCCCUGCCAGUUCCCUACACUUGGCUUUGUUGUGGAGCGGUAUUGGGAGAUACAAGCACAUGAACCUGAAGAAUUUUGGACAAUUAACUGUACUCACAACUCGGAUGAAGGCACUGCUACCUUUAACUGGAUGCGUGGUCAUCUGUUUGAUUACACAUGUGGAGUAAUGAUUUAUGAGAUGUGCAUCCAGGAACCCAUUGCAACUGUUACCAAGGUCAAACAACAGGAGAAACUCAAAUACCCCCCUCAUCCUUUAAGUACAAUUGAGCUUGAAAAGCGUGCAUCCAGAUACUUCCGUAUGAGUUCCGAGCAGACAAUGAAGGUGGCAGAAGAUUUAUAUCAAAAUGGUUUUAUCAGUUAUCCUCGCACAGAAACUGAUUGCUUCUCGGAUAAGACCGACUUGCGUACAAUGGUGCAAGAACAAGAAGGUCAUCCUGUAUGGGGCACAUAUGCGCAGCGCCUACUAGAUCCUCAAUCAGGACUCUGGAGAAACCCUAGUGGAGGUGGGCAUGAUGACAAAGCCCAUCCUCCUAUUCAUCCAACUAAAUUUUCUGCUGGCGAAACCAGAUGGAGCCAGGAUCACCAUAGAGUGUAUGAGUUGGUUGUUCGCCAUUUUUUGGCCUGUGUUUCUCAACCAGCUGUUGGGGCUGAAACAAUAGUUGAGAUUGAUAUUGCUGGUGAAUCCUUUUCUGCAUGUGGGAGAGUGAUACUUGCAAAAAACUACCUUGAUGUAUACCGCUUUGAAUCAUGGGGAGGUUCAGUGAUCCCCACAUACAGUUUCGGCCAACAGUUUACUCCAACUACUUUGACACUUGAUUCAGGAGUUACAAGACCUCCUCCCCUUUUAAGUGAGGCUGAUCUAUUGGGUUGUAUGGACAAGGCUGGCAUUGGAACAGAUGCAACAAUGCAUGAUCAUAUAAAGAAACUACUUGAUCGAUUUUAUGCAAUUAAGGACUCAAACACUCGAUUCUCGCCAACUAAACUAGGGGAAGCACUAGUAAUGGGAUAUGAUGAUAUGGGUUAUGAACUAUGGAAACCAUAUCUCCGGGCUAUGAUGGAAUGCGAUAUGAAAGCCGUUAGCACUGGAACCAAGAGAAAGGCUGAGGUUCUAGAAACUUGCUUGCAGCAGAUGAAAGCUUGCUUUUCAGAUGCCAGAACAAACAAAGGAAAGCUCCUUGAAGCCAUGGCUAUCUUCUUUGAAAGAUCAAACAGAUCCAGCAGUGGCGAGCAACAAGCAGUUGGAGCUGUUGUUCGGAGAUGUGGACUUUGUCUAGAGUCAGAUAUGGUGCUCAGACAAAAGCCGGACGGUAACUUCAUGGUUGGUUGCUUGGGUUACCCACAAUGCAGAAAUGUUGUCUGGCUACCUGGAUCUGUCUCAGAAGCUUCUGUUACCGAGAAUACAUGCAUUACCUGCAGUCCAGGACCUGUUUUCAAGAUUCAGUUUAAAUUUCGACAACAGGAAAUACCGCCAGAUUACAGUGUUCAACAUUUAGGUUGCAUUGGUGGCUGUGAUGAUAUUCUUAGGCAGCUUGUAGAAAUUUGCGGAACUGGUUCUCGCAAUAGUUCCAACACUUCAGGCAGAGGACGUGGGAACCCUACAGCAUCCAGCAGUGCACAAAGAGACAAUUCCAGAGCACAAAUUUCUUGUGCAUACUGCAGGCAAACAGGGCAUUUGUCGAAUGAUUGUCCUUCACAGGCUUCUCGUGGUCGCACUGCUCGGGCUCAGGAAGUUGACAAUGGAGAAUCUUCAAUCCCUUGUAAUUCGUGUGGAGCGCCUUGCAUUUUGCGCACUGCCAAUACUGCCAACAACAGGGGAAGAAAGUUCUUUUCAUGUCAAUCAUCGGAGUGCAACUUUUUCGUAUGGGAAGAUAAUCUCAGUGGAGGAAGAGCAGAGCGUGCAAAUACUUCUGCAUCCACUAGCAGCGGAAGAGGUGGCCGUGGUCGUGGUCGUGGCUGUGGCCAGAGUGGUGCGCAUUCCAGUAACGUGUCAUUUGUGUCAGCAACAGGUGAACCAAUAACUGGCAGAUGUUUCAUCUGCGGUGAUCCAGGUCAUUUUGCUAAUGUUUGCCCACGUCGUGGUUGAUGAAUUUCGAACUCUUUUGCAUUGAAGGUGUUUGCUUUGAAUGGGCUACUCUUUAACUACCAGAAGUAAUUUCUUUUUAUGGUACCCAUUGUGUGUGCUUGGUCACUGCAAUGUUCCUGGCAAGGGAGAUGAUGCACUCAGUCAUUAAUUUAUAUUCUCUUCUAAAUAGGAUGUGAACAUAAUGCCCAUUCAUUGUUCAGAAUAUAUAUAUCUGUUUGUUUCGAGCUGGCGUGCAAAUAGAAUUUCAUUUGUUUA
Messenger RNA from Solanum pennellii, 3009 nucleotides. Its product is annotated as DNA topoisomerase 3-alpha. The coding region runs from base 1 to 2754 and encodes 917 amino acids. Gene Ontology annotation, cellular component: chromosome; nucleus. The record is from RefSeq and is a predicted model, not a curated record. The transcript has 24 exons. Gene Ontology annotation, biological process: DNA topological change. NCBI's taxonomy places the organism in Eukaryota, Viridiplantae, Streptophyta, Magnoliopsida, Solanales, Solanaceae. Gene Ontology annotation, molecular function: DNA topoisomerase type I (single strand cut, ATP-independent) activity; DNA binding; zinc ion binding.